Molecule: messenger RNA, 8102 nt
Organism: Ceratosolen solmsi marchali
Lineage: Eukaryota; Metazoa; Arthropoda; Insecta; Hymenoptera; Agaonidae
Biological process (GO): proteolysis; peptide catabolic process
Cellular component (GO): membrane; cytoplasm
Molecular function (GO): peptide binding; zinc ion binding; metalloaminopeptidase activity
Source: RefSeq, a predicted model, not a curated record
AAUCAUCGCUCAUAGUUUUGUUUGUAAUUUGUUAAUAGAGGCAAAAAUGUUGGGCAUCCCGAAGGGGCUUUUGGUAUUUUUCUUGCUGGUGACACUUCUCGGCUCGUCGCUCAGCAUCGCAAACGAUUUCAUUCAACAUAACGAUAUAUUGUAUUCUGACAAUAAUGAUCUGCUAUUAAAUAAAGAAUACCGGCUGCUAAAAUCAGUUAUACCCAUAGCCUAUGACAUUAAAUUCCACGAGAUAAAUUUCUCCAGCUUCACUUUCAAUGGCACCGUCAAAAUAAAUGCACGGAUAAUAGAAGAUACUAAGGAGAUCGAACUGCAUCUAGGAAAUUUGACAGCCUAUGUAACGUCCUUAAUAAAUCUGGCAGAUAACAGACGAUUAAAUGUUGCCGCGAUGAGCUACAACACAACAACCGAAAAAUUUAGUAUCUUUUUAUCAGAAUAUCUGCAGCCAUCGGAGCAGAUUAGCAUUCAACUAAUUUUCAACGGUACAUUGCGAGAUGACAUGAUCGGAUUUUACAAGAGUUCGUAUAUCGAUGAUUAUGGAGAAGAGAGAUGGUUAGCAGCAACUCAAUUCGAAAGUACUCACGCAAGACAUGCUUUUCCUUGCUUCGAUGAGCCAGCUUUAAAAUCGACAUUCAAUAUAAGCAUUUUCCGACCGGAAGGGUAUAGCUGCUUGAGUAAUAUGGCAUUAAAAGUUGUGGGAAAUUGGUGUAUAUUUAGCGAAUCCGUGGUCAUGUCGACUUAUUUGGUAGCGUUUGUAAUCUCGGAUUUCUCAUCCUUGGCCAAGGACGACUCGUCCCUUAGAAUCUGGUCUCGGCCAAAUGCCCUGAACCAGACCCACUUCAGCUCGGGUAUCGGUGCGGCGGCUCUCGCUUACUUCGAGGAUCUAUUUAACGAACCUUAUCAACUGCCGAAAAUGGACAUGGUGGCGUUGCCGGAUUUCGCGAGCGGCGCCAUGGAGAACUGGGGCCUUAUCACAUACCGUGAGACGUCGCUACUCUACGACGAAGUCGAAUCGUCGACGGCCGUUCAGCAGAGUAUCGCCGCCGUCGUAGUGCACGAGUGUAGUCAUAUGUGGUUCGGUAAUCUUGUCACGCCCGACUGGUGGAGUUAUCUUUGGUUGAGCGAGGCCUUUGCCAGAUACUACCAGUACAUGGCUAUGCACAAGAUAGAAAGUAGCUGGAAGAUGAAUCAACAAUUCCUGGUUGAGCAGUACCAAGUUGCUUUAAACACCGAUAGCUUAGAAAAUUCUGUACCAAUGACGCGUGCCGUAUCUUCCCAAGCAGAGAUUAGAAAGAUGGGAGGUAUCAUUACUUACUCUAAAGGUGCAAGUAUUGUACGGAUGAUGGAGCAUACCUUUGGAACGGAUAUAUUUAAUUCUGCAAUACGUGCUUAUUUAAAAGAUAGAAAGUAUAAAUCAGCCAUGCCCCAUGAUUUAUGGAAAGCACUUCAAAAGCGUAUAGAUGCCAAUCAACAUUCGAAAUUCAAUUUAUCCGUCGCUACGAUCAUGAAAACUUGGACGGACCAACCCGGUUUCCCAUACAUAACAGUGACCAUUAAGCGCGAUUGCAUUAAAUUCAGCCAACAGAGAUUCUUGCUUCAAAAUCAAAAUACUGUGCCUUCCGAUUCGACGUGGUGGGUGCCAAUAACCUGGACGCUGUCGAGUCAAGCUAACAGCACAAGUCAGUCGACAAAACCAGUUUACUGGCUCGAUACCAAUAAAAAUAAAGACGAGGACUGGAUGAUUAUUAACGUGCAAUCUAUAGGAUUUUAUCGCGUACAGUACGAUAAGGAUACAUGGAAGAAAAUUAUCCACGUUCUAAAGAGCGAUAAUUUUGAAAAGAUUCACGAAUUGAAUCGCGCCGCUAUUGUGGAUGAUUUGCUAAAUCUCGCGAGAGCUGGAAUACUUGACUAUGAAAUCGCUCUUGAAGGACUUCAAUACCUUAAAAGAGAAACAAAUUACUUGCCUUUCAAGUCCGUCUUUUCAGGACUAGACUAUUUGAUUAGAAGGUUCAGCACAAGUCCUGAUUAUGAUAUUUUCAAAAAAUAUGCGAUGUCUUUAUUUGCAAAUAUAUACAAUAAAAUAGGUUUCGAUGAUAAUUUGGCAGAUGAUCAAUUUACAAUUUUGUUGCGACAAACAAUUAAUAAUAGAGCUUGUAAGCUCGAGCAUCCCGAGUGCAUCGAAAAAUCUCAAACUUACUUUUCAGAAUGGAGAAAUAAGAAUAUACCCAUUUCGAAAAAUCAAAGAUCAGUGGCAUACUGUAACGCAAUAAAAUAUGGUAGCACCGCUGAUUGGGAAUUUUUGUGGAAAAAAUAUAAAAGUUCCAAUGUCGCAACGGAGCAAGUGAAUAUUUUAUAUGCACUUGGCUGCUCCAGGGAUACUAAAAUACUUGAAAAAUAUCUUUUAAUAGCCUUAACAGGAUUUAAAAAUAGUUACAUACGCAAGCAAGAUAUUACAAAUCUUUUCAGCGGAAUUUAUACUAAAGAUGAACAAGGGGCAGAAUUUAUGAUUGACUUUAUUGAAAAGUAUAACAAAAAUAUUUUUAAAUACUUUAAUAGUUUUGAUGAAAUUGGAAACUUCAUUAUGGGAGCGCUGCAGUGGCAUCCAACGGAAAAGCUAAUUCACAAAGUCGAAAAGCUAUUGAACAAUAAUGAAACCUACCUCAAUUCCAUCAAACCUUCCAUAGAAAAGACUUUAAAAAUUGCAAAUUUCGAGCUUGAUUGGUUUAAUAAAUACUCUCCCAUUAUAAUCAACUCGAUAGCUUCUGAUGAUUGUCACACGGCUUACCAACUGCCUGAUAACAUAAUUCCUAGUGCUUAUACGAUUCAUUUGGCCCCCUUCAUCAUUCCGAACAAUUUCACUUUCAACGGUAUAGUUAAAAUAUUUGCCAAAGUAAAUAAAAGCACAAGGAAAAUUGUACUUCACGCUGAUCAAUUGACGAUCAAUGACUUGAAGGUUUAUCAAUUUAACGAGGAAAAUGAUUUUCCCCACCAGCUAGCCGUAUUAAAUGUAUCGCAAAUGGAAAAAUAUCAUUUCUUGACUAUUAUUAUGGAAAAGCCGAUCAAAACUGGUACAGACAUUAGCAUUAACAUAGCGUAUACAGGAGUACUAAACACAGACAUGAGGGGAUUCUAUAGAAGCUCUUAUACUAGGAAUAAUCAAACUCGAUGGUUGGCCGCAACGCAUUUGGAGCCAGUGGCUGCACGAAAAGUGUUCCCUUGCUUCGACGAACCCGCCCUGAAAUCUACUUUCGACAUAAGUGUAGCUGUACCGAAGUAUUAUACCGCCAUUAGUAAUAUGCCGGUUAAAUCACAGUCGGCAACCGGAAUUUGGAAAUUCCACCAGACUCCAGUGAUGUCAACGUAUCUGGUGGCUGUAGUGGUAAGUGAUUUCCAGUAUCAACAGCACACCAUCGACGAUCGGGUUUACGGUGUCUGGGCAAGCCCUCCGAUGGCCCAGUAUCUCUCCUACUCGCUCGAGGUUAUGCAGCCGAUAAUCGAGUUCCUGGAGACGAGAUUAUGCAUCUCUUACGGGCUUCCCAAGCUGGAUAUGGUCGCGCUACCGGAUUUCGUAUCCGGCGCAAUGGAGAACUGGGGCCUAAUUACAUAUCGCGAGACUAACAUGUUGUACGACGGGGGAGAAAGCUCGAGCAUCACAUCGAAGCAGGCGGUGCACAAUAUCAUCGCCCACGAAAUUGCACACCAAUGGUUUGGCAAUCUAGUCAGUCCGCUUCGAUGGGAUUAUCUGUGGCUUAGCGAAGGCUUCGCGAGAUACUUCCAGUAUCACGCCCAUAGCGACGCUGAAGCUUUGUGGAAUUUGGAAACACAAUUUGUUGUCGAUCACUUGCAAACAUCAUUUUCACUUGACGCGUCGGGGAGUACACAUCCAGUCACUCACAAAGUCUACAGUCCCAGUGAAAUCAAAGCGAUAUUUGAUAAAAUAUCGUAUGGCAAAGCUGGAAGUUUAAUUAGAAUGAUGGAAAAAUUGGUCGGAUCGGACACAUUUUACGACGCCUUAAAUCAUUAUCUCCAAGACCGGCAAUAUUCAACAGGAACGCCGCAAGCCUUAUUCUCUGCCUUCCAACAUGAAAUCAAACCCAAUAGUGCAACGAAAUUUAACGUAACUAAAGUUAUGAAUAGUUGGACUCGACAAUCGGGCUUUCCGGUAGUAAAUGUUGCUUUUAAAAAUAAUAAGGCCACGCUAACGCAAACGAGAUUUUACUUACGACCGGUGAUAAAUGAAACCAGCAGAACUGCAUGGAGUAUACCAAUAAAUUGGGCUACUCGCAGUAACCCCAACUUUAAAAAUACUCAAAAUGUUGUUUGGCUAGAAAAAAAAUCGAAAUCCAUUCAAAUAACAAAUCUAAACAGCGAUGAUUGGGUAAUUUUCAACAUCCAGCAAACCGGUUAUUAUCGGGUGAACUACGACACGAUAAUGUGGCGUCGCAUCAUCGAUGCCCUGAAUUCCAGCGAGUACUCCCUCAUCCACGAGAUCAAUCGAGCCUCCCUAAUUGAUGACAUGCUGAAUCUCGGGCGCGCAGGAUACUUGGACUACGACAUUGUCUUUGCAGGUUUGCGUUACCUCGCCAACGAAACUGCCUAUGCACCAUGGAAAGCGGCCCACAAUGGUUUGGCAUACCUUACCCAGCGCUUCGUCAAUCGUCCCGAGAUUUAUGACUCGUAUAGGAUCUAUGUGCUGUCCCUAUUGGAGCCGAAUUUCAAGAGAUUAGGAUUCGUCGAUAGAUUUAGGGAGCCCUACGCGGACACGCUCUUAAGGAAACUCGUUCUCGAAUUCUUAUGUAGCCUUGGUCAUGCUAUGUGCGUCAAGGAGUCUAUUCGGCUUUUUAAUAAGGAGCAGCACGAGCCGAGUUACAAAGUGCCGGCAAACCAACGUAGCUUUGUUUAUUGCACUGCCAUUAGGCAUGGAACAGCGGGAGACUGGAAUUAUCUGUGGACGAAAUUUGAAAAGUCAAAUUACGCCGAGGAAAACUUGGUUAUUUUAUCAGCACUGGCAUGCUCGGAAAAUUCAACGAAAUUAGAGACAUUGUUAUAUAAAACAAUUACAGCGGGUAAUCAAAUAAGACUUCAAGAUGCUAAAAAAGUAUUCAUCAAUAUCAUUGACAGCAGUGUCAUUGGAGUAAAAACAGCUUUAACAUUUAUGUCAUCGAAUUAUUUAAAAAUACAUAAAUAUUUCAACGAUGAUAGUACAAUGAAGAAUAUCUUUAAUUCAAUAUCAAAACGAUUGCCAACGAAUAAUAUGUUUAUACAGUUCGAACAUUUCGUCACUAAUAUCACGAAAUAUAAGCCAAGCAUGAGCAAAUCCCUUCAAUCUUCAUUGAAGCGCGCAAAAUACGAAUUAAAUUGGUACAAAGAGCGAGCUUCAAGAAUCAUUGUAUGCAUGGAGAAGUAUGAUUAUGAUUCAAACUAUCGUUUACCAACAUUUGCAUCGCCAGAACAUUAUGACAUUCAUCUCAAGCCAUAUUUGGAAGAGGAGAAUUUCCAAUUCACGGGAAGUGUCGCAAUUGACAUUAAUAUUAAAAUUGAUACAUUUAAAAUAGUCCUUCAUUCGGAUAAGUUAAUUAUGCAGAAAAUUUACGCGUCCGAUAAUUCGUAUGAAAUUCUGUCUUAUUCUCAUAACGAGAUAACGAAUAUAUUGACCAUUUAUUUCAAAAAAAUAAUAAACGCCGGAAGAAGGAUUAAAUUGAAUUUCGAUUAUCGAGGACAUCUGAGGGACGAUAUGUCAGGAUUUUAUAGAAGUUCUUAUACCGAUGAGAAUGGACAGAAGAAGUGGAUAGCAACUACACAAUUUGAGCCAACAUACGCAAGAAAAGCUUUCCCGUGCUUCGACGAGCCGUCAUUUAAAUCAAAGUUUACAGUACACAUUGCAAAGCCAACGGGAUAUCGAACUCUCAGUAAUAUGGGCUCAUCGCCUACAGAGAGCAUCGAUACUAACGAUCAAGUUUGGGACGAUUAUGAGACAACCGUUAAAAUGUCACCCUAUACUUUGGCUUUCGUCGUAUCUGAUUUCAAAAAAUAUCCUGAAACGAAAUCAAAACUAUCGGUGUGGUCUAAACCGCAAUUAAUCAACUAUAUGGAAUAUUCAUAUGACGUUGGACAAAAGGCUUUACAGAUUUUGGAGAAUUUCACGCAGGUUUCUUAUCCCUUAAAAGAAAUGAAUUUCGUUGCUGUUCCUGACUUUAAUAAAGGAGCUAUGGAAAAUUGGGGUCUCGUAACAUUCAGAGAGUAUGGUCUUACGUACGAUGCACAGGAAACUUCCGCAUCAUUCAAGCGAUACGUUAAUAUUAUAAUCUCUCACGAACUUGUUCACAUGUGGUUUGGUAAUUUAGUUACUUGCGAAUGGUGGGAUUUCACGUGGCUCAAUGAAGGAUUUGCUGAAUAUCUUGCAUAUUUAAUCACUGAUACGAUUGAGCCUACCUGGCAAGUAUUAAAGGAAUUUGUAAUUAAAAAUACACAUGCUGCACUUGAUGUUGACUCAUCACAAAAUUCACAUCCUAUGAAUAAUCAUGUUAAUACGCAGUCCCAAGUAGAAAAGGCAUUCGACAAAAUUGCUUAUGCAAAAUCUGCGGCCGUAUUAAGAAUGUUACAUCACACCUUUGGUAGCAAGAUCUUCUUCCAAGCAUUGAAGAAUUACCUAAAUAAUUACAAAUACAGAACUGCAAGACCAGAGUACAUCAUCAAUGAAUUUCAAGCUGCAAUAGAUGCAGAAGAAAUUGAACUUCCGGGAGGAUUAGAAGUCGAUGCAGGUACUUUUAUAAAUAGCUGGACGUCGCAAGCAGGAUAUCCAAUUGUUAACGCUACUCGUGUCGGUAACACUGUCUUCUUCUCUCAGGAACGAUUUCUCACAUCAUCUUCCAACGAAUCUGAUAAGAAGAAAGUAUACUGGAUUCCUAUAACCUACACAACUGAAAGUGAAUCUGAUUUUCAAAAUACAGUACCACGAUUUUGGCUCGGCAAUGAAGAGAAGCAAAUAAUAUUGCGACCAACUGAUACGUGGUUUGUUGUUAAUAUUCAAGAAUGUGGGUUCUAUCGUAUCAAUUACAAUGUGGAGAAUUGGCACCGACUAACCGCAAUUCUGAACAGCGAAAAAUUCUCAAACAUAGAAGUGGUCAAUCGUGCUCAGAUAUUAGAUGACUCUUUUAAUUUGGCUAGAGCUGGUUAUCUUGAUUAUGAAAUCGUUCUUGACAUUACGAAAUAUCUGAUUCGAGAGACGAAUUAUCUAUCAUGGAAAUCAUUGUUCAAUGGGCUGAAUUACCUUUCACAGAGGAUCGAGGGUCAAGCGGAUACUAAACGCCUUUAUGCUCGUUAUAUUUUGUCAUUAGUUAAUAAUAUUUAUGCAGAGCUUGGAUUUGAAGAAGAUCUGGAAACAGACAGUACUGCAACACAACUUAAUAGAGAACUUAUAUUGGGUGUAGCUUGUAAAUACGGGCACAGUGAUUGUAUAAAACAAUCCAAGAUUUACUUUACCAAAUCGACAGUUUCACCCAAUAUAGCGAAUGUUGUUUAUUGCACGGCCAUAGAACAUGGAUCGUCGAACGACUGGAGCAUAUUGUGGAAUAAAUACUUGAAAUCAAAAUUGUCAACGCAAAAUUUAGCGAUACUCAAAGGUCUUGGUUGCUCGAAGAAUUCAACGCUUAUUAGAAGGUAUUUGGACCUUGUUAUAUCAUCGGAUUCGAAAAUCCGUCGUCAAGAUAUACAAACUGUUUUGUUCACGAUUUAUGGCUCUGGUGAUGUGGGUUUGCAAACAGCUAUUACCUAUUUCGCAAGCAAUAUUCUGAAAUUAUAUACUUACUUUGGAAAUUGGGAAGAAAUUGGAUCCCUUUUCACAAAUAUGGCUUCCUAUAUCUCUUCAAGCGCACAAAUAUCUCUCUUGGAAAAAUUGUCAAAUUUGGUUUUUGCAUUUGAAAUACAAAGUUCCCUAAAAACAACUAUUAAGAUAGCCAAGUUCAACCUCAAUUGGUCGAAUCAAUAUUCUGGUAAAAUAAAUGCCUGGCUGUCAAAGAAUUACAGACAUCAUACAAAUGAUAUGACAAAAUUUAAUUCAUAUAAUCGACGUGAAAAUUUAUAUUAGGAUAGAA